Molecule: messenger RNA, 951 nt
Organism: Lactuca sativa (garden lettuce)
Lineage: Eukaryota; Viridiplantae; Streptophyta; Magnoliopsida; Asterales; Asteraceae
Product: putative xyloglucan endotransglucosylase/hydrolase protein 26
Biological process (GO): xyloglucan metabolic process; cell wall biogenesis
Cellular component (GO): apoplast; cell wall
Molecular function (GO): xyloglucan:xyloglucosyl transferase activity; hydrolase activity, hydrolyzing O-glycosyl compounds
Source: RefSeq, a predicted model, not a curated record
AUGAGAAGCUUCCAGGCUUUAGUUGCAGUUGCAUUUAUCUCACUAACUGCUUUCCAACCAUGCCUUGUCCAUGGAAACUCUUACAAUGACAUGUCCUUCAACUGGGGUGCCAAGCAUUCAUAUAAUUUUAGCAAUGGUGAUCUUAGUCUUGUUCUGGAUCGUGUUUCAGGAUCUGGUGUUCAAUCACACAACACAUUCCUUUAUGGAAGCAUUGAGAUGCUAAUCAAGUUAGUUCCAGGCAACUCUGCGGGAACUGUCACAGCAUUUUAUCUUUCCUCUACUGGAAACUAUCAUGAUGAGAUCGACUUUGAGUUCUUAGGAAACUCAUCAGGACAACCUUACACCAUGCACACAAACAUCUUUCUCCAAGGAAAAGCAAAUAGGGAGCAGGAGUUCACCUUUUGGUUUGAUCCAACUGCCGAUUUCCACAACUAUACCAUUCACUGGAACCCUAACGCAGUAGUGUGGUAUGUUGAUAGUAUACCCAUUAGGGUUUUCAGAAACUACAGAAGCGAAGGAAUUGGAUUCCCAGACCAACAAGGAAUGAAGGUGUAUUCUAGUUUGUGGAAUGGAGAUAACUGGGCAACAAGAGGUGGGCUGGUCAAAAUCGACUGGACAUGUGCACCUUUCAUGGCAUCUUUCCGAAAAUUCAGUGCAAGAGCUUGCAAGUGGAACGGACCCCUUAGCAUUAUCCAGUGUACCUACCCUACCCCAGCGAACUGGUGGACCUCCAAUGUCUACAAGAAACUAAGUUCGGAUCAGCAGGUCAAUCUCAAAUGGGUUAGAGAUAACUACAUGGUGUAUAACUACUGCACAGAUCACUGGCGUUUUAAGGGGAAGAUGGCGCCUGAAUGUUUUAAGCCACAAUACUAAGAGAAACAAGAUAUUCUUUCACAAUUACACCACAAUUCAUUUUCCAGUCUUAGCUUAAAAUUAACUUGGUUGUCCUUU